Prosopis cineraria is the source of this 1725-nucleotide messenger RNA. Its product is annotated as pectinesterase-like. Gene Ontology annotation, molecular function: pectinesterase activity; pectinesterase inhibitor activity. Lineage: Eukaryota; Viridiplantae; Streptophyta; Magnoliopsida; Fabales; Fabaceae. Gene Ontology annotation, biological process: cell wall modification. The record is from RefSeq and is a predicted model, not a curated record. Bases 10 to 1725 code for a protein of 571 amino acids. The transcript is spliced from 3 exons.
CCAUCACUCAUGACCAAAGUAAAACAAGCCUUCGCCGGAAUAUCCCAAUAUUACGGCAAGAGCAUUCCCAUGUCCAAAAAGAACAAGAAGCUCUUCUACUUGGCCUUCUUCACUUUUCUGCUUCUCGUUUCCAUUAUUACUGUUGCCAUUGUCGUCCGAGUUAGCACUGACAAUGUUCCUUUCACCCGAUCACACGCCGUCGUCAAAGUCUCUUGUAGUUCCGCAUUGUACCCUGAACUUUGCUUCUCUGCCAUUGCCGCCGAACCCGGCUUCACCGAGAAAGUCUCUUCGCACAAAGACGUCAUACAACUGUCCCUUAACAUCACUAUCAGAGCCGUACAGAAUAACUCCGUCUCCCUCAAGAAGCUCCAAACGAGAGCAGACCUCACAAAGAGAGCUCAAACCGCUCUUGAAGAUUGUUUGAAGAUCAUUGACCACACCCUCUAUGCACUUCGCGGGUCCAUCUCGUAUCUCAACGACUCCAGUUAUCACGCCGAUGACCUCAAGACUCUCGUCAGCUCCGCCAUAACGGACCAAGAAACCUGCCUGGACGGAUUCUCCCACGAUGACAAGGACAGGAACGUGAGGGAAGGACUGGGGGACGGGCACUUGAACGUGGAACGAAUGUCCAGCAACGCGUUGGCGAUGAUCAUGAACAUGACCGACACUGAAGAUUCCAUUACUAGCGGAAAAAUGAUGGAAGUAGAGGAAGAGGAUGGGAUUACGUGGCCGGAGUGGAUUUCGACGGCAGACCGUAGGCUUCUACAAGCUUCAACAGUGGAUGCAGAUGUGGUGGUCGCAGCAGACGGAAGCGGGAACUACACGACGGUGUCGGAGGCGGUGGCAGCAGCGCCGGAGCAGAGUAGCACCAGGUAUGUGAUAAGUAUAAAAGCGGGGGUGUACAGUGAGAUCGUGGAAGUGCCGAGUGAGAAGACGAAUAUCAUGUUUGUGGGAGAUGGAGCAACGACCACUAUCAUCACAGGAAGCCAAAAUGUUGUUGACGGGAGCACAACCUAUAGUUCUGCCACAGUGGCGAUAGAAGGAGAUGGAUUCUUGGCGAGAGACAUAACGUUCGAGAACACGGCGGGUCCGACGAAGCACCAAGCGGUGGCUCUGAGAGUGGAAGGCGAUCUCUCAGCAUUCUACAGAUGCAAUUUUCUUGGAUACCAGGACACUCUCUACGUCCGGAUCAAUCGGCAGUUCUUCGUGAACUGCCUCGUCGAAGGCACCGUCGACUUCAUCUUUGGCAAUUCCGCUGUCGUGUUCCAAUACUGCGACCUCCGAGCUCGGCUUCCCUUAUCAGGACAGAAGAACGUAGUCACUGCACAAGGACGAGUAGACCCCAACCAGAACACCGGCAUUGUCAUCCAAAAUUGCACCAUCAGAGCCACUCAGAGUCUGGAGGCAGCGAAUGGAAGCGUGGAAUCGUACCUUGGUAGGCCAUGGAAGGAAUACUCGAGGACAGUGAUAAUGGAGAGUUAUAUAAGCGAUAUAAUAAACCCAGCUGGGUGGUUGGCUUGGAAUGGGACGUUUGCAUUGGACACUCUGUUCUAUGGCGAGUAUCAGAACACUGGACCUGGUGCUAAUACUUCUCAAAGAGUUCAUUGGCAAGGCUUUAGGGUUAUUACCAGUGCUUCCGAAGCUCUAACUUUCACUCCUGGAAGCUUCAUUUCUGGCUCAACCUGGUUGGCCUCUACUGGGUUUCCAUAUGCCCUUGGACUUUAA